AUGCCCCUCAACUAUCUCCUUUCCUUCUUCGUUCCAGCUCACCGCUCCUUCACCAGCCUUCUGCUUCUCCAGACGACUUCUCUUCUUCCUUCUUCUCCAACCAGCCAUGUUCUCACUUUCUCCAAUCAAUCGAACCUCUUUCUCCCUCCCUCGGCCUCACAGGAGCGUAAAGAGAAGAAUCAACGGCUAAUGGCAUAUGAGAGUAGUGACGGGAUGAAUGGAACGACGACAAGGAGCGGGAAGAAAAGAAUCAGCUGCAGAUAG
Messenger RNA from Linum trigynum, 264 nucleotides. The record is from the annotation of a GenBank genome assembly. NCBI's taxonomy places the organism in Eukaryota, Viridiplantae, Streptophyta, Magnoliopsida, Malpighiales, Linaceae.